Apodemus sylvaticus (European woodmouse) is the source of this 1980-nucleotide messenger RNA. Its product is annotated as zinc finger protein 431-like. The record is from RefSeq and is a predicted model, not a curated record. Bases 275 to 1891 code for a protein of 538 amino acids. Lineage: Eukaryota; Metazoa; Chordata; Mammalia; Rodentia; Muridae. Gene Ontology annotation, molecular function: RNA polymerase II cis-regulatory region sequence-specific DNA binding; DNA-binding transcription activator activity, RNA polymerase II-specific. The transcript is spliced from 5 exons. Gene Ontology annotation, biological process: regulation of cytokine production; negative regulation of transcription by RNA polymerase II; regulation of immune system process. Gene Ontology annotation, cellular component: nucleus.
GAGUUCCUCUCUGUAACUCAGCCGACCUGAGUGUUUCAGCGCGAACCAUUCUUAGUGUCUUCGCUGGGUGCUGUGCAGGUAGCUCAGGCAAGCUCCGAACUUCAGACAUGAGCUCUGGGUUCCACAGCUGUACACCGCGCAGGGGUAGAGGACUGUGGACCCUGAGCAACUGAAGUCAAGGGAUGUAGUGACCUAUGAUGACGUGCAUGUGAACUUCACUGAGGAAGAGUGGGCUUUGCUGGAUUCUUCUCAGAAGAAUCUCUACAAAGGUGUGAUGCUAGAGACCUAUAGGAAUCUCACAGCUAUAGGCUACAUUUGGAAGGACCAUGCUAUUGAAGACCAUUUUCAAAAUUCCAGAAGUCAUGGAAGGCAUGAAAGAAGUUGGACUGGAGAGCAACCCUCUGAGUUUAUUCAAUGUGGUAAAGCCUUUGCCUGUCAGAGUCAUAGUCAAAGGCAUGAAAGAACACAUACAGGGGAGAAACCCUAUGAAUGUAACCAAUGUGGUAAAUCCUUUGUACAAAGCAGUCAUCUCCGAAUACAUAAGCGAACACAUACAGGAGAGAAGCCCUAUGAAUGUAACCAAUGUGGUAAAGCCUUUGCACAAAGCAGUGGUCUCGAAUAUCAUAAACGAACACAUACAGGAGAGAAACCUUAUGAAUGUAACCAAUGUGGUAAAGCCUUUGCAGGAAGUGAUGUUCUCCGAAUACAUAAACGAACACAUACAGGAGAGAGACCCUAUGAAUGUAAUCAAUGUGGUAAAGCCUUUUCAGGAAGAAGUGCCCUCCAAACACAUAAACGGACACAUACAGGGGAGAGACCCUAUGAAUGUAAUCAAUGUGGUAAAGCCUUUGCACAAAACAUUGGUCUUCAAUGUCAUAAAAGAACACAUACAGGAGAGAAACCCUAUGAAUGCAAACAAUGUGGUAAAGCAUUUUCAGGAAGGAGUGCCCUAGGACGACAUAAAAGAACACAUACAGGAGAGAAACCCUAUGAAUGUAAACAAUGUGGUAAAGCCUUUGCAGGAAGCAGUGGUCUUGAAUAUCAUAAACGAACUCAUACAGGAGAAAAACCCUAUGAGUGUAACCAGUGUGGUAAAGCCUUUGCAGGAAGUACUGACCUCCAAACACAUAAACGAACGCAUACAGGAGAGAAACCUUUUGAAUGUAACCAAUGUGGUAAAGCCUUUGCACAAAGCAGUGCUCUCCAAUGUCAUAAAAGAAUACAUACAGGAGAGAAACCCUUUGAUUGUAACCAAUGUGGUAAAGCCUUUGCAGGAAGGAGCAAUCUCCAAAAACAUAAACAAGCACAUAUAGGGGGAAAGCCCUAUGAAUGUAACCAGUGUGGUAAAGCCUUUGCAGGAAGCAGUGUUCUCCGAAUACAUCAACGAACACAUACAGGAGAGAGACCCUAUGAAUGUAACCAAUGUGGUAAAGCCUUUGCAGGAAGCAGUGGUCUCGAAUAUCAUAAACGAACACAUGCAGGAGAGAAACCCUAUGAAUGUAAACAAUGUGGUAAAGCCUUUGCAGGAAGGAGUGCCCUACAAACACAUAAACGUACACAUACAGGAGAGAGACCCUAUGAAUGUAACCAAUGUGGUAAAGCCUUUGCACAAAGCAGUGGUCUUCAAUGUCAUAAAAGAACACAUACAGGAGAGAAGCCCUAUGAAUGUAACCAGUGUGGAAAAGCCUUUGCAGGAAGGCGUGACCUCCGAAGACAUAAAAGAACACAUACAGGAGAGAAACCCUAUGAAUGUAAACAAUGUGGUAAAGCCUUUGCAGGAAGCAGUGGUCUCAAAUAUCAUAAAAGAACACAUACAAGAGAGAAAUACUAUGAAGGCAACCAAUGUGGUAAAGCCUUUGCAGGAACUAUUGAUCUCCAAAUACAUAAAUGAACACAUACAAGAGAGAAACCUUUUAAAUCUAAGCAGUGGUAAAGCUUUUUCAAAAAUCAAUAAGCCGGGCGUGGUGGCUCACGCCAUAA